This is a messenger RNA of Pseudonaja textilis, 3737 nucleotides long. NCBI's taxonomy places the organism in Eukaryota, Metazoa, Chordata, Lepidosauria, Squamata, Elapidae. The record is from RefSeq and is a predicted model, not a curated record.
UCCAUGGCUCCCUGGCUGGGCCGGAUGGCGCUGAUUGGGGCUCUGCUGGUUCUCCUCCCGCGGCUGCCGCCGACUCGCGCUCAGGAGGAGCCGUCCUGCGGGGCCGCCUUCGACCUUUACUUCGUGCUCGACAAAUCAGGGAGUGUAACAUCACACUGGUCAGAAAUUGUUGAAUUUGUGAAGCAGCUGACAGAAAGAUUUGUGAGCCCUCGGAUGAGGAUAUCUUUCAUUGUGUUUUCCAUGCAAGCAACUGUGGUUCUGCCACUAACCCAAGAUAGGCAAAACAUUCAGAGAGGCAUUGAAGAUUUACAAAACGUUAAGCCAGGAGGUGAAACAUAUAUGCACGAAGGAAUACAAAAAGCAAAUGAUCAGAUUGUAAAAGAGAAAGGGUCCAACAGUGUAAUCAUUGCCUUGACAGAUGGAAAGUUGGAAGGUUUGAUCCCACAGUAUGCGAAAAAAGAGGCAGAUAAUGCCAGAUCCAUGGGAGCUAGAGUUUACUGUGUUGGAGUCCUCAAUUUUAAUCAACAGCAGCUUGAAAGCAUUGCUGAUUCAAAGGAUCAAGUCUUCCCGGUAAGAGAAGGAUUUCAAGCUCUCCGCGGGAUAAUUAAUUCUAUACUGAAGCAAUCGUGCACGGAAAUCUUAAAUCUGGAACCCUCAAGUGUUUGUGUAGGAGAGAAGUUCCAAGUUGUUCUAAGUGGAACGGGAUUCACGCUGGGUAGGACGCCGGAAAGUGUCGUCUGCACUUAUAUGGUCAAUGGAACAAGCAUGAAUGUAAAACCGGAAAAAGUGGAAUCUAAUUUCAUGCUCUGUCCGGCACCCAUUCUCUAUGAGGUUGGAGAAACAAUGGACGUGUUUGUCAGUUUGAACCAAGGGCAGUCGCUCAUUUCCAGCUCUUUAACCAUUACGGCAACAGAAUGUCUCUCAAAUGGUCACCUCCUCCUCCUCCUCCUCCUCCUCCUCCUCCUCCUUCUUCUUCUUCUCCUCCUUUAUGUCCUUUAUCAUCUAAUUUGUCCCCUUCUUCUAAAGGUUAUUAAGGAUCCACCUCGACCUCAGCCUUCAGCGCCAAUAGAGGAGGAAGAAGAUCCUUUGCCUUCUAAAAAAUGGCCAACGGUGGAUGCUUCCUACUAUGGUGGAAGAGGAGUUGGUGGGAUUAAAAGAAUGGAGGUUCGUUGGGGUGACAAAGGGUCAACUGAGGAAGGAGCCCGGCUAGAGAAAGCGAAAAAUGCAGUGGUGAAACUCCCCGAGGAAGAAGAUGAGCCAGUUCUAAAUAGACCACCAAGACCAAAGCCUACCUCGUUGCCCUCCCAGGAAAAAUGGUACACACCCAUCAAGGGUCGGCUUGAUGCCCUUUGGGCAUUGCUAAGGCGGCAGUACGACCGAGUGUCUUUGAUGCGACCGCAGGAAGGAGAUGAGGGCCGGUGCAUAAACUUUUCCAGAGUGCAGUCUCAGUAAAACAAGGAGAAAACAAAAGGAAAAGCCAUCUUUUUUUAUUAUUAUUAUAACCAAAUGAAGUCAUUGAGUGAAGCACUUAUAAAGAAUUCCUCAGAAUGUCUCCUAGCUCCGAGCUUGGAAGUUUACUCCACUUGGCUCUGCAAAAGUCACCCAUUGCCACGUUAAGCUCCUCCAUCUGCCAUUAUCUUUCAGCUUAUUGCUUCAUACAGUAUUUCCUUACAGUAUUAUACACUCUGCAAGUGGCCACAGGAAGAAUUUUGGCGUCGUGUGUCUAGUUUUCUACAGCACAGGAAACCACAAACAAGUGCCUGAUCAGGUUGGCCUUUUGUGAUGUUAGCACUCAAGACUUGAUGAGCCUCUUCCCUGGAGGGGUCUUGCCUUAGGGGCACGAAGACGGAACUUAUUAUUUAAAUAUGAAUGUAUUUACCCCAGGGAGGAGAGCAAAAUUCCCACUGGGCUGAAAAAACACACAGAUGGGAGUUCAUUGCCCUACGGGGGUGUCAUCUCAUGGAAAUCUUUGAGUCUCGGUCGACAUUCCCCCCGACUCUCCCACCUAGUUGGAUUGUGCCUUACGGGAAACCUCUGACUUUAAAAUCUUGUCACUUUGACGCUGUGGAGUAUACAUGUACGACCAAACGCAGCUGCGGUGCCUGGAGGUGUUGGUGGCGAGCGAAACUUUGCCCUCUAGUUUCCGAAGACACCUUUCUUGUACAUGAUGCACCCGGGACUGGAAGAAAAAUUAAUAGAGCGUCAUUCUCCAGGAAGACCGCCUGGAACCAAAGAUCUUGAGUGGUGAUCGAGGGAGCUGAGGCAUCGAGGGUUGUGCACUGCGCCUAAUUGUGUAUCUUCCCCUUUUCUGCACUUGGUGCUCAGUAGCGCAUAAAAACAUUGUCCUUUGUAAACAUACGUAGUAAUUCUGGUCUUAUGGAUUAUUGUAAUAGGACGGGGAGGGAAUAAAACAGGCUCCACAAAGCUGGCAAUCUCAGGGUCUCUUUUUCUUUCUCUCUCUCUCUCUCUCUCUUUCUCUUUCUCUCCUUUUCUCUUCCCUCCGCCUUAACCAUCGCCGAACCUCCAAGGGCUCUUCAACGUCACAAACCAGCAAUUCUCUUUGCAUGAGAAUUUCAAAGUUUAAUUAAUAUAAUUAAAGGCAACAGCAAGCAGCAGCCUGUGAAGAUUUGGCUCAUCCUUUUUAUGCCUUUUGACAUUGAAUGACCUAUCCCUGUAAUGCGCAUUACUCAAUUUUGAGGGGCUACCAUGCUUUGGUGGAGAUUCAACAGUGGGAACCAAGAGGAAAUGGGGGAGGGGAGAAAGCAAGGUACUUCUUUUUUUUCUCCUUCCCCCUCUCCAUUUCUACAGCAACUGUGUAGUGUGCCAGCCACCAGGAAACAUUGGCCGGGUAGGUAUUUAUCAUUUUAUAUAUGUAAACCUACCCCGCAAAAGGGAGAGAAAGGAUGUCGUGUCACAUCGGCCAUGCCAAACAGUGUUAGCGUAAAAGGGAGCUCUGUGGGGCAGGGGUGUGGGGGGGGAGGAAGGCAGCAGCUGAAGAAAAAGGCUCAAAUGAUCCAGUCACUUUCGAUACUGUACUUCAGAUGCAAAAUGGAUAUUCGAGGCGAAACCUGACAAAAUGCGCCUACUUUGAUGGGAACCGGUAUAGACAAUGACCAGUGGCUGGGUCAGUGGGAUGUCUCUCUGCAAGCAGGGAAGCUUAUCAAAUGACACUAAAAAUAAGUUCAACAACCAUCACGUUUGAGGGGAAAUGGGGAAUAUUUCACAUUGGGCAGGCAUGCUUGUGCACAAGAUGGAGAAGGAGAAGGCAUGCAUGUUGGUCUAAUUAGCCCUCCUUUGUUGCUUGGCACUGAAACCUCAAGGGGCAUAAAAUUAUUCCCUUGGCCGAUGACCAGAUUUGCCGCUUCCUCUGAGCAAGGCUUUCCCCCCACCGGGCAGCCCCCUUGCUGAUGUGGAAAGGCAAACUGGAAGAGGUCUUUAGAUCGGAGAGGGUAGAAAAUGUAAUGUGGUGGAAAAUGUUGGACGACUGGAGUCUUCCACACAAUCACUAGGGGAGGCACUGUAUGGCCACAAAUGUGAUAGGUAGAGAUUUAGGUCAAAAUUUGGAGGGUGGUGAAAGAAAUCAGGAAGAAAGCUGUUGCAAUCAUGGGGGACUUGAGUUUCCCCGCAGUUGAGGUGGAUUCAAGCCAGAAUAAAGAAACCAUGUUUCUCAACAUCCUAGAAGAUUAUGCCUUAGCUCAGUUGGUCUAAGACAAGGAGUUUCCAACCUUGGCAACUUU